Messenger RNA from Plasmopara halstedii, 3744 nucleotides. Its product is annotated as dna mismatch repair protein msh6. Bases 1 to 3744 code for a protein of 1247 amino acids. Lineage: Eukaryota; Oomycota; Peronosporomycetes; Peronosporales; Peronosporaceae. Gene Ontology annotation, biological process: mismatch repair. Gene Ontology annotation, molecular function: ATP-dependent DNA damage sensor activity; ATP binding; mismatched DNA binding. The record is from RefSeq and is a predicted model, not a curated record. The transcript has a single exon. Gene Ontology annotation, cellular component: MutSalpha complex; nucleus.
AUGAAGUCUAAGACUCAGAGCUCUCUGCUGAGUUUCUUUAGCCCCCCUUCAUCAGAGGAUGCUUCGGCAAAGAAGAACAAAGCCCUACCAUGUAGCAACAAAAGUUCUGGGGAGAAGUUAUUUAGCUCGACUCGUAAGAAGAUUGAGUUCUCCCCCAAGCUGAGGCAACCGAUGGCUAACAAGGUAAAUGCGGUCGGCGAUGUGGAGAGAGAAUGCUUAUCUUCGAAGACAAACUUGAAUGCCAAACGCAAGACUUACGAGGACUUUCUUGGCACAAGUUCUGAGGAGGACGGACCCGUGACGGCAGACAAUUCGAAGCCAAUAAUGCUGAGGAAACGUGCAAGAAAGAUUGUCGUUAAAGAUGACGACGACUCGGACGACGAGCCUCUUGUGUCAGCUUAUCCAAAAGAGAAGAGUUCGUGCAGUGUUAUAAGUAGUGAAGAGGAAUGGGAUCAUGAGAGUAUAGAAAAAAGUGGCGAUGGCGAGGUGUCUGAGUUCAGUGGUGCAGAGGAAGAGCCUUCGGAUGAUGAUGAUCGGGUCGGUGAAGGCGCGGAGCGAAAAAAUUUGCCACUUCAAAAGCGAAGAAAAAGCGCUUCAGAAGCGAUAAAGAAUAACAAAGUAUUAACAAAACCCUUUUCGUCCCCUCCACUUGCGGCAAAAACGAAGUGGGACAAUGGAGCCUCUGCAUCGAGUAAAAUCUCGGCACCUUUGGUGGACCGUCCCGUUUUGCCCAGUACUGUGGCGGGUGCUGGCAAUCACAUGCACGAUUCGCUACCUUGGCUGCAUAAAGAUCGACGCGACAUUAAUGGCCAAACGCCUGACUCUCCAGACUACGAUCCACGCACUUUGUGGGUCCCGCCAGAGUUUCUGAAGAAAGAAACGCCGGCCAUGGUACAAUGGUGGGAAGUCAAGGCGCAGAAUAUGGACACAAUCUUGUUCUUCAAGGUUGGAAAAUUCUAUGAAUUGUUUCAUAUGGACGCUGACGUUGGCUUCAAAGAGUUGAAUCUCAUAUAUAUGAAGGGUGAAAAAGCACAUUCAGGCUUUCCAGAGAUCGCGUACUCCAAAAUGUCGGCUCAAUUAGUCGCUAAGGGCUACCGUGUCGCUCGUGUGGAACAGACAGAGACUCCUGACAUGCUCAAGGCCCGAAACAGCACACUAGCGAAGAAGGCAAAGGUUGUUCGUCGUGAAAUGUGCUCUUUACUAUCCAUUGGUACGAACACAGCCAGCUUUUUGGAUGCUCCCUUUUCAUCUCAGGAUCAAUCGCCCAAGUAUCUUUUAGCGCUCAAAGAAACUUGCGAUGUCACACAGAAAAAAGUUCGCUUUGGUAUUUGUAUGGUCGACUGUGCAUCUGGCGCCUUUCAGUUGUCUGAGUUUGACGAUACGGAGCAAAGAGACCGAUUAAAGACGCUGUUUGCCCAAUUUAAUGUUGUCGAGAUUGUAACUGAGCGAUUUCACAUUUCAACUGACACUAAAUUGUUACUGCAGCACACUGUACCUGCUGCCAUUCGCUCUGCCCUGCGAGUGGGGAAAGAAUUUUGGGAUGCAUCGAAAACGGUCGAUGAAAUUGAGCGUGCAGGAUAUUUCAAGGACCAUGGGUGGCCGGAAGAGGUGCUACAUUAUUUAGAAAUGGACAAAGCUGUAAAGCCUGAAGGACAGCUAGCCAUUAGUGCUCUCGGUGGUUGCAUUUGGCAUUUGCGACGUAGUAUAAUCGACCAAGAAUUGCUGUCGCUGUGUAACUUUAAGCGGUACAAGCCUUCGGACGAAGAAGCACGACAAGCUCGUGCAGAAAACAAAGCUCUAUCAGCUGCAAAAGCUGAACUAAAUCAACAGUAUGUCGUGCUAGACUCUCAGACGAUUCAAAAUCUUGAAGUGCUUUGUAAUAGCUAUAACGGCUCGCGCUCUGGCUCUCUUAUCGAUAUUAUGGAUAAAACAGUGACAAGCUUUGGUCGCCGCAUGUUCCAAGAUUGGGUAUUAAAGCCGUUGUGCAAAAUUGGCGACAUUCAAGAGCGUCUUGAUGCGGUUGAAGAGCUGGGAAACAGUAGUGAUUUGAUGAUGGAAAUUCGUGCCUAUCUUCGCUUAUUACCUGACUUGGAGCGGUUGCUGUCGCGAAUUCACGCGCUUGGAUCUGCGCAUCGAUCCAACGAGCACCCGGAUAGUCGUGCAAUCAUGUAUGAGUCUCAGAUAUACAAUGUUCGCAAAAUUAAGGACUUCCUAGCCGUGCUAAACGGAUUUGACAAGGCCAUGAACCUAGCAUUUGAGCUGGGUCCUCGAUUGUCGCAGUCUAAAUCGACUAUUUUACAGUCGAUUCUUAGAAGAUAUAAAAUUGAGGACGCUUUUCAGCCUAAUGUCAGGCAUGGCCUUUUUCCCGAUCUCACUGAAAAACUGGAGUUUUUUAAGCGCAGCUUUGACCAGACUUCAGCCAGGACAAGUGGCGUAAUCGUACCUCAAGCUGGUGUUGAUCCAGAAUUUGAUGCAGCCUGUAUUGAGAUUGCAAAUGUGGAGGAAGAGCUUGCAAACUAUCUAAGUAAGCAGCGCACGGCGCUUCGGUGUCAGCAGAUUUCGUACUGGGGGAAGAAAAAGGAAGAUCGCUAUCAGUUGGAGGUCCCCGAAAGCGCACUUUCAAAGCAGCCAAUAGAGUACGAGCUUAAGUCGCGCAAGAAAGGGUACAAGCGUUUUCAUACUGCAACAAUUCGUGCUUUACUAAAGCGAUUAGCUAAUGCAGAAGACCAAAAAGAGGGAGCUUUGAGGGAUCAGACUCGAAGAAUUUUUUACAAGUUUGAUACAGAUUAUAAGCAUUGGAUGAAAGCGGUUCAGUGUCUGGCCGUGCUGGAUUGCCUAGUCAGUCUUGGAUUACUCAGUAGCCAGAGCGAAGGAUACUCGAAGCCCGAGGUAGUGGCGGCAAGCACUGACAAUAAUGGAAUUCCUUUUAUUGAAAUUGAAGAAGGUGUACACCCUUGUGUAGCUGCAACGUACACUGGUGGAGACUUUAUUCCGAAUGAUACGCGGCUUGGCAUAGAAGGGAAAGGUCAAAUGGUUGUAUUAAGUGGACCAAACAUGGGUGGUAAGUCGACGUUGCUGCGUCAAACGUGCGUUUUGACUCUCAUGGCACAGAUCGGGAGCUUUGUUCCCGCAACAAAAUGUCGUCUGAGCCCCGUCGAUCGUAUAUUCACCCGAAUUGGAGCUUCCGAUCGUAUUCUUGCCGGCCAAAGUACUCUAUUUGUUGAGCUGGCCGAGACAGCGACGAUUCUCAAUCACGCGACCAGCCACUCGCUUGUGAUUUUGGAUGAACUGGGACGAGGAACGUCGACGUUUGACGGUACGGCCAUUGCAUUCGCAGUAAUCGAGCAUCUUCUAGGCGACAUUCAGUGCCGAACAAUGUUUGCCACUCACUAUCAUUCGCUAGUUGAAGAGUACGCGGAAAACGACAAGGUCUCGCUCGGCCACAUGGGAUGCAUUGUCGACUCUGGGAACGAACGAAAGGUGACUUUCUUGUAUAAGCUGGAGGAGGGGAUGUGCCCAAAGAGUUAUGGUAUCAAUGUGGCCAUGCUGGCCAACUUGCCGGACGAAGUUAUUCGUUGUGCCGCAAAAAAGUCGGAGCAGUUUGAGCGCUCUUUGCAAGCUAAUUCGCACAUCGACCAAACGAGACUUCAAUUUGCACAAACUGUAAAAGAACUGGUAGCACAAGGCGAGGAAGGCAUUGACAAACUCAAGCAGCUGUGGGAGUAUGCGCGUAGCAUAGCUUAG